UGUAGCUGGCUUCCUAUGAGAAGGAUGUAUUUUCCAAGGCUCAUCACAUUCACCAAGGCCCGCGAAAAAUCCGAUUUGUGGGAAAAUGGAGAGCGCACCAAGAAGAGACCCUUCAACUCAACUGGGGUUGGCCAUACAGGGGAAGAGGCGAGAAGCUUCUACGAGAGCCUCCUCGCUAAUGACGAAGAGCCACCAGCUCCAAGAAAACCAUCUCGGAAGCGCAGAGCUCACAGAUCUCCACCACAAGAAGAGCCACGUAUCGGGUCUUCCCAGGGUGGACCGAAUACGUCUGUCCAGGAACCGAUGAACCAAAAAGCGGGCCACCAGCUGCUCAGAUGUUCACAGUACGGAGACAUGAAAGGUUUGAGACAGCUGGUGGAAAAAGAACAUUGUGACAUCAAUUUCCAUGACGGUUAUUACUGGACGCCGCUGAUGAGUGCGGCAUUCGCGGGUAACAAAGACGCUGUGAGUUACUUGUUGAAAAGAGGAGCGGCCUGGGUGGGCGUCUGUGAAACUCGAGGCAAGGACGCGCUGAGGUUAGCAGAAGAAGGAGGACACCGGGAGGUCGUCAAGCUUCUGCAGGAUUCUCUGAAGGGUCAGCCGCAGGAGUCCCAACCAAGAGCACAGCCGCCGGAAAGGAAAUUCUGCGACGUUUGCAAGACGCAUUACCAGGAAGACAGCAUAGAGAUACACGAACGAUCUACCGUUCAUCUGUUCAACAAGAAGAAGAAACUCCCAGCCACGUAUUACGCUAUCCCAGAGCACAACGUGGGCUUUAAGAUGAUGGUUAAGGAAGGCUGGGAUCGUGAGUCAGGCCUGGGACCUGAAGGGUCAGGCAGGAAAUUUCCUAUUCAGACCGUUCUCAAGAGGGACCAAAAAGGUCUUGGCUUUCAGAGAAACGAGAAGCCCAAAGUCACCCAUUUUGCUUCUAAUGACACGCAGGCAGUUGCUAGGCCACAGACUACACAUAUGAGGACAGAAAGGGUGGCUACUGUCAGCAAAAAGGAAGAAAAAAGAAAGGAAGACAAAACUAAAGCCUGGGAAAGGAAUUUGAGGACCUAUAUGAACAUUGAUUUUUAAAAUCCUGCUGUGAUGUGCGUAUAAAUGCUUUGA
This is a messenger RNA of Nanorana parkeri, 1113 nucleotides long. RefSeq names its product G-patch domain and ankyrin repeats 1 (gene GPANK1). NCBI's taxonomy places the organism in Eukaryota, Metazoa, Chordata, Amphibia, Anura, Dicroglossidae. Gene Ontology annotation, molecular function: protein binding; nucleic acid binding. The transcript has 3 exons. The record is from RefSeq and is a predicted model, not a curated record. The coding region runs from base 16 to 1080 and encodes 354 amino acids.